Molecule: messenger RNA, 1448 nt
Organism: Telopea speciosissima
Lineage: Eukaryota; Viridiplantae; Streptophyta; Magnoliopsida; Proteales; Proteaceae
Product: UDP-glycosyltransferase 87A1-like
Exons: 2
Coding region: 9-1424 (471 amino acids)
Molecular function (GO): UDP-glycosyltransferase activity
Source: RefSeq, a predicted model, not a curated record
CAACGAUCAUGGACUCCGUCGAAGAAGAUGGAAGUCAGAUCACUAGUGGGUCGUCGUGCCAUGUGGUGGCGAUGCCGUAUCCAGGUCGAGGCCAUAUCAACCCCAUGAUGAACCUCUGCAAGCUUCUAGCUGCAAGAGGCAGAAGCGGUGAUGAUGAUGAGAAGAAGGGUGACAUGGUCAUCACCUUCGUGGUGACGGAAGAGUGGCUGAGCUUCAUAGGCUCCGAUCCCAAGCCGACUAACAUACAGCUACGCUCCAUCCCCAACGUCAUACCGUCGGAGAAGGGCCGUGCCGGUGACUUCGCUGGCUUCAUCAAAGCUGUAAUGACGAAGAUGGAAGGUCCAUUCGAGGAGCUCCUGGACCAGCUCGAGACACCACCGACGGCUAUAAUCACCGAUACUUACUUGUCGUGGGCAGUGGCGGUGGGGAAUCGCAGGAAUAUUUCGGUGGCAUCGCUCUGUACCAAUUCGCCCUCUUUCUUCUCGGUGAUCUACCAUUUCGACCUCCUUGUCCAAAACGGACAUUACCCUGUCGACUUAUCAGUACCAGAGAAGGAAGGUGAACGCAUCAGUUACAUCCCAGGGGUCUCUUCUAUUUGCUUAGCGGACCUGCCAAGAGGCUCCAAUGAUCCCACUAAAGAAGUGCUGGAACCAAUCUUGAAAAUCUCCUCCUCGGUCGCUAAAGCACAGUGCCUCCUACUCACGUCCUUCUACGAGCUCGAUACCCAAGCCACAGACGCUUUAAGGGCAAUUCUCCCUUUCCCAGUUUACCCUGUUGGCCCCUCCAUACCUCACAUGACACUCAAAGACACCAUUGACGGUGACGAUGACUACAUGAAAUGGUUAAACUCUCAAUCUACAGGAUCUGUCUUGUAUGUUUCAUUGGGUAGUUUUCUAUCAGUUUCAAGUGCUCAGAUGGACGAGAUCGCAGCAGGGUUACAUGACAGUGGUGUUCCAUUCCUGUGGGUUGCGCAGCAAGAUACUUCACGCUUGCAGAAAGCUUGUGGUGAUAAGGGGCUAGUGAUACCGUGGUGUAACCAGUUAAGGGUCCUCUGUCAUUCUUCUUUAGGAGGCUUUUGGACUCACUGUGGAUGGAAUUCGACACUAGAAGCUGUGUUUGUAGGUGUGCCCAUACUUGCUUUUCCCAUCUUUUGGGAUCAAAUCCCCAAUAGUAAAUUGAUUGCAGAUGAUUUGAGAAUUGGUUGGAGAGUUAAGAGAGAGAUGGACAUAGAUAAGCUUGUGAAAAGAGAGGAAAUUUGCAGGACAGUGCAGUGCUUUAUGAACUCCAACGAAGAAGAAAAUAAAGAGAUGAGAAGAAGAGCCAGAGAACUGCAAGAUUCUUGCCGACAAGCAAUUGAGAAAGGUGGAUCGUCGGAAACUAACCUGGACGCUUUUGUUCAGGACAUUCUGCAGUAUCAUCCCUAAUGUUACUUCCUUUAAGUUUUUUCA